This is a messenger RNA of Ruditapes philippinarum (Manila clam), 1679 nucleotides long. RefSeq names its product D(1B) dopamine receptor-like. Gene Ontology annotation, biological process: neuropeptide signaling pathway. NCBI's taxonomy places the organism in Eukaryota, Metazoa, Mollusca, Bivalvia, Venerida, Veneridae. The record is from RefSeq and is a predicted model, not a curated record. Gene Ontology annotation, molecular function: G protein-coupled peptide receptor activity. Bases 400 to 1590 code for a protein of 396 amino acids. Gene Ontology annotation, cellular component: membrane. The transcript is spliced from 4 exons.
GCCAUGAUGUAUUAGAGCUAGUGUAUAGAGUAAAUAAAAUGGUUGAAUAACUUUUAAAAUUCGGGAAAUUCUCUCAAUAUAUGUAAAGUUUCCACUUGUAAAUAUUUAAUGUCAUUGAUGAAUAUCCUAGACAACAGAUAAUGUUUCCAACAACAUAAAUAUUUGAAUUCAUCAUACAACUAAAAUGACAUGGGAUCCAGAUAUUCUCAAUUUAUGGAGGUUAAAUAUUUUUAGAUGAAUGAUUCGAAAGUAAAUGAAAAGUGAUUGAGUGAAACAACGAAUAUUUCACAACUUAAUUUACACAGUUUAAGACACAGAAGAACGGUUAAAACUUCGAUAUCGGUCCAAAAGCUUUGUAAACAUUUACAAAUUUGACUGUUACAUGAUACUCUGCCGAAGAUGAAUGCAUCAGAAAUCGAAAAUGAAACAAUAAACCUUUUAGAAACAUCAGAACAUCUGAAUGCUCGAUACGCUUGGGAGCUAUUACCCCUUUCUAUAUUACUUGGGUUGAUAGCAGUGUUUGGUGUCAUGGGAAAUAUUCUUACUUUAGUUGUAUUUUUGUUGAGUAAGGAUUAUCGUGGAAACACUUUUAGAGUUUUUGUAAUUGCACUUGCUGUAAUUGACUUGAUUACAUGCUUGACGUUGUUUCCAAUUGAAAUUUUAACUCACAGAUUUUUCUUUGCAUUUACAGAUGUCAUAUUGUGUAAGGCAAAAUGUUUUAUUGCAGUAUUUAGUGCUUCUGCGUCUUCAUUUAUUCUUCUAUUAAUAUCUGCUGAUAGAUUUAGGAAGGCUAUGUUUCCAUUAAAGAAACAGCUUACACCUUCUAAAAGUAUUAAACUAUCAUUAUUGGCUGCAAUCAUAGGGCCAGUAAUUUUAUCUUUUCCUACAAUAGUGAUAUGUGGGGUCUAUUCAACUCGUAAACGUAAUUCAUUUGGACAGGAAAUAGAAGUUAAUGUUUGUGAAACGGAAGAGAAAUAUAAAACUUCAACAUUAAGAACAAUUUACAAAUUAGUUUUAUUGAUAUUACAAAUUGGAAUUUCAAUUAUUUAUAUCAUUUUAUAUCCAUUUGUUAUGAGAGAAGCGUUGAGACAUAAACAAUUGGACAGAUCUAUAAAACAUUUGAAAUCUUCACAUACAGAAUCGGAUAAAUCAAGAAGUAUAGAAAUAAAGAGGAUAGCAGAACUUAAAGCUGAUUCUUGUGUCAGUUCAAGAGAUGUGUCAGUUAUAACAUUAGCAAAUAGGGAGCAAAAAGAGGACUAUAUAGAACCUGCAGAAACAAAUAAUGUUAUAGAUAAAAAUGGUUCUAAAACUGGAAGUCAGUUUUUCAUAUUAUCACAAAAAGCAAAGAUUCCAGCUAAAACAUUAGUUUGGUUUUUGUUAACUGUUGUUUUCAUAGCGACUUUUAUGGCACAUUUAUUGCUUACUCUAAACAUUUCGGACACUGUUGACAUGUCAAGUAAGGAGUUAUUUUGGUUUUUGUUUUCUUACAGAUUGUAUUUUCUUAAUCAUGUGAUAAAUCCACUGGUCUAUGCAGUAUUUCUCAAAAGUUUUAGGGCAUCAUGUAGACAUGUCUUUUCAAGAAAAAAAUGAUGUUUUAUUCAAAAUAAAAAAAAACAGAUUUGUUUUAUUAAAUUUUAAAAAGUUUCACUUUAUCAUAAAUAAAAUGGAUUAUACCACUG